UGGCACAUUCCAUAGUGAAUUAAUAAGUAUUUAAGAAUAUACGCAUGAUUUGUUCUCAAAGUAGAAUCACUUAACCUGUACGUUCGUCUAUUUAAAUCCAAGUUACAACUUGCAAUCAAUUUAAUUAUCAUCAUCAUUUUCAACAUAGCAAGUUAUUGACAUUUUUACCAGUAUGUUGCUGUUAUGAAUACUGAAUAUUUAAGAGCAUUUAAGACAUGCUGAUAAAUAACAAUAAGCUUCUAUAUUAUGGUUAUAUCUCGUUAUCCAAGUAUCCAGAUUUCUUCUUUCUUCAUCAGGUAGCUACGACCCCUUACAUUAGUUGUGGCCUAGCGCUUUCUGCAGGAACGUCAUCAUCAGGGCCUUUGAAGAUGGAAGCAACUCGUGCUCGGAAAACGUCAGAAGAAUUUCUAAUUUACGGCGACACACAAAUCCGACAAACUCACCAGUUUCUUUUAAAAAUUGUUUUUUGUAACAAAUCUUCUGAUAGAAAACUAGUUUUAUAAACAGUAUUCUGAUAAUAAGCUUUUCCAGCGAAUUCGCAAAUUUUUGAAAACAGGCCAUCAACAGGCGUCAAAGAUUUCCUAGAUAAGCAGGUACCUAUAUCAGUAAAUUGGCCAUUCUUUUUUAACUAACAAGUGAUCAUUCAACAUGAGAAGCAUGUUUUGGGGUCCAUCCCCUCCAUAACUAACAGAAAGUCAGACAAUCGUCACCACUUCUAAUCCACAUAAAAACCCAUUGCACUCUUCGACAAGGUCUAGUAAAGGUCCAACUGAAGCGAAAAGGGCCUGUUAAAUUUAUCUACUCUAGCCGGCAUCUGCUCGUCUUGACGCAUUAUUAAGAUAUACUUUUGGUGGUGUUCCGUCUUUGAAAUAUGUAUUGUGAAGAAAGUGAUACUGGUAACUUUGUGGAAGAUGAAUAUGUUACAAGAUCAAAAGAAGAAGUAAUAGUUUAAACACGUGCAGUAACAGAUCAAUAUUGGGACCUAUUCCCAAUAUUUUUCCAAAUACUUAUUCAAACAAAAGGCCGUACCUCGUAGCUCGACACCACUAACAAAGAGCAGAAUAUAAAGAAAGGAGUGAGACAAAGCAUUUAAAUUAGGCUUACCUGUAAUGUAUCGACGGCAACAAAACAUAGAACUGGCGGUGAAUAGGGCAAAUUAAAUUACAACGUGCAAAGUUUGACCUAGUCGACAUUGCCAGACGCUAUUCCCUUAUGGGUUACGUUUGGUUUUACUUGCCCGGGAAAUAUAUUAGUACAGUCAAACGUGGAAGAUUUGUCCUUAUUCGACACCACUUCAAGAGACUCAGGAUUUGAAGAACUUGGUAUGGAGCUAUCUACUGAGGCUGAUUUUCUCGAAGAAUUUGGUGAAAUCAAUGUGGCGAUAAAAGCCGAUUUACCACCUCACUUGGACGUACUUAUAAAUGGACCAGAAUUGAAAAUAAGUGAUAGACAAUCAACAACCUUUAGCGAUUCCUGUUAUCUUAAGGAAGUUAAUCCAUUAAUCAAUGGAAAUAGCCAACAGGCUGACGCGGAGGAGUAUGAAACUACGUUUUCCUUAAGAAAAAGAAAAUAUGUGACGACUCAAACUGAGACAUGCAGUACCGUUUCUACAGAAAAUAGUCACUUGAAAUUUCAUUGUUCGGAAGAUGUAAUCAAGUCAGCGCUGGAAAGAUGCGAAUUCGAUCCCGAUUUAAUAGCUGACUUCAGUCGCUGUUACUCUCUUCCUUUGACUGUUUCCCGCCAUCACGACUUGAAGGCUAUUGCAGCUACAACGCUGAAGAAUUUACUAGACGGAAAAUUUAGUGGAAGAGUGCCCUCAUUCACCAUUAUAGACUGUCGAUACCCUUAUGAGUUCCAAGGUGGACACAUCCCCGGCGCAAUAAACCUAUAUACACAUGAACAGUGUUCUGCAAUGUUAGAAGAAAUCAGUUUCAAUGGAAAACUAGAUAAACCUAACGUCUUAAUCUUCCAUUGCGAAUUUUCUGCUGAACGAGGACCAAACUUAUACAGGUAUAUGAGGCAAGAAGACAGAAAGAAGAAUAUGCAAAUGUACCCUUCACUGUACUUUCCAGAAAUGUACAUUUUGGAAGGGGGAUAUAAGCGGUUCUAUGAGGAGUACUCAAAUAUGUGUUCUCCACCGAGUUAUAUCGAAAUGCGUGAUCCAAGGCAUACCAAUGAUAUGCUACUGUGUCGGCAAACUUCAAGAACCUGGGACUCAGAUAUGAAAAACUGCAUGCGAAAGCGAAGCUCAAAGAAAAACUAGUACUACAGAAAAACUACUUGUAUAGUACUGGUAAACUAGUACUAUGCAAACUAGCAUGUUUGUGUUUCUAAAAAGUUAUUUUUGAAAGACAUAAUCAUUACUAUAGUAUUAAGUUCAGUGCAACUAGAAAAGCACGUCAUUAAUUCGUGCAAUUUGUGUAAAAGUGCAAUCGUAUAACUAGAUCAAUGUGAGUAACUUGAAAUUUUUUUCUAAAUUUAGUGUACCAUGUAUGUCAGUUUAUAAAAUCACAUUCGAUUUCCUACGUCAAGUCAAUUGACAAGAAUAUAUUCAAAAUGACGCUAAGCGCCAUGCCAUGUUUUUUCAAAUUAUUGAUAAUUAGGAAUAAUUAAAUUGAAAGUGAUAAGCCCUAUUGUUCUAACGGGUAAAUAGCGAUGUGAUAUCUAGGUUUAGAAGAAAUAAAUGAUUGAUAAUUUACACUUAA
This is a messenger RNA of Dendroctonus ponderosae (mountain pine beetle), 2705 nucleotides long. RefSeq names its product M-phase inducer phosphatase. Gene Ontology annotation, cellular component: nucleus; cytoplasm. The record is from RefSeq and is a predicted model, not a curated record. Gene Ontology annotation, molecular function: protein tyrosine phosphatase activity; thiosulfate-cyanide sulfurtransferase activity. Gene Ontology annotation, biological process: positive regulation of G2/M transition of mitotic cell cycle; G2/M transition of mitotic cell cycle; protein dephosphorylation. The coding region runs from base 1325 to 2263 and encodes 312 amino acids. Lineage: Eukaryota; Metazoa; Arthropoda; Insecta; Coleoptera; Curculionidae. The transcript is spliced from 5 exons.